AUGUCAAAGAAGAAGAAGAAGAAGACAAAGACAAAGGAGAUAAACACCUCGCUCGCUCGUCGCGCAAAAGUAAACAAAAACGACGCGUCGUCGUUUCUCUCCUCUUCUGUCGUCGAAACGAACAAACAGAAGCGCGUGUGCGACGUCGCGUUGCGAGCGGGAAAUCUGACCUCCUCGGUGAAAGCGUUUUUGCACGUCUUGGACGACUUGCUUUUGAUCUCAGACGAUCACACAGGGGACGAUUCAGACUGCGACAAAGUGUGUUUGUUCUCCUCGGAGGAACAACUCUUUUCUUUUCGCAAUCUCUCUCAACUGUUGGAGAGAGUGCUCGCGUUGUGUCAACUCCGCGCGAACGCGAAAGCGGUGAAGAAAGUCCUGGGAAAAGUCAAGCAGUUGAACACCAAAAAUGUUGAAGGGCGUCGUCGUCGACGAGUGUUUACUGCGACGACGACGACGACUCAUCAACUUCUUCGUUUGACGAACGCGUCUUUGCGAUGCGCGUAUUUUACGUUUUGCGCGGCGGGAGAUGCAAACGCAGCCGCAGAGUUACUCCUGAUUGAGAAUAACGAGGACGGGGAGGAGGACGUCGUUGACGAGAGCGGAAAGAGCGGAAAGGGCGAGAACGUGAGCGGCGUCGAGAAGACGAUCGAGAAGAUUGGUAGGGAGAAUUUAGUGCGAGGGUGUUCGUUCGCGAGGAAGAGUUUCAACGGCAUCGGUGGUGGUCACAUGGUCGUCGUCGGCGAAGAGGAGAAAGAGGACGAGCUUUUGUGGCGGGUAUUGAAAUUAAUUCGCAAAAGCAGCGACGACGAAGACGACGAGGAGAAAAAAACGAGGAAGAAGAGCGCGGGAAGACUCGCGCCUAGUCUCGAGAUGAAAAAACGAGAAAUGAUUCGUGCGUGGAUGGUGAGCGAUGAUGAUGCUUCUCCUCGUCGCGAAAGAGUUCGCGUGGAAAUUAGAAACAGAGUUGAGUUACCCGCGCGUUCGGAAGAGGAAGAGGAAGAGGAAAAAAUACACGCCGCCGCUUUGCGUAACAACAAUAAUAGCUUACGCUUCAUCGUUUGUUGCGAGGACGACGGUCGACGGCGACCGGCAAAUCGUUUACCGUUGAAACUCUUUCGACCAGUCUCUCCAAACGCUUUGGUACUCGCGCCGGCAGGCUUUCGAGCGCCGAGAGUAAAUCGCGUCGAUUUGAGUCAAACGGUUGGACCCGGGAUAUUCGCGUUGACGUCUGUUUUCGCGAAAGCAGAGUGUGAGUUAUUCGUUCGAAGCGCUUUGGCGUGUGGACUCGUUAAAGACGACGAGAACGACCAAGAGUCGAUGGAGUAUUGCGAAAUAUGCGUGUAUAAUGCUGUCGUAGAAAAUAUUUGGCAACGAAUUCGCGACCAUUUCCACGCCGACGAAGAAGAUGCGUUCGAAGACGACGACGACGAGGACGACGACGAUAAUUCUGUCCACCAUUAUUGGCUUCCUGUCGGCAUAAACCCGCGGUUUCGAAUAUUCAAAUACGACGAUAAGAGCGUCUAUCGCAGACAUCUCGACGGCGCUUGGCCGUGCGGUAUGCUCGACGAACAAACCAACGAAUUCAUCGUCGACGCGAACGCGCUCCUCGACGGUAACAACACUAAUAAUAAAGAAAACCAGCGGACGACGCGCCUCACGUUUCUCAUCUACUUGACCGAUAGCUUUCGAGGUGGCGAGACGACGUUCUAUUCCGUCGAUGAUGACGAUCAUACUAACGAAGAAGAACAGAAGAAAAAAGUCAUCGUCGGUAACGCCGUCGCGCCGCGAGUCGGCGCGGUCUUGUGCUUCCCUCACGGAAACGCGAAGAACUCUCCCGUUCACGAAGGCUCGAGACUGUUUUCUUCCUCAAAACACGACGACGACGGGGACUCUUCUUCUUCUUCUUCUUCUUCUUGUAAAUUCGUCGCGCGUACCGACGUCGUUUUCGAAAGAAAGACAAAGAGGAGAAAGAGGUAA
This is a messenger RNA of Bathycoccus prasinos, 1977 nucleotides long. RefSeq lists its product with no specific name. The record is from RefSeq and is a predicted model, not a curated record. Gene Ontology annotation, cellular component: endoplasmic reticulum. Gene Ontology annotation, molecular function: iron ion binding; procollagen-proline 4-dioxygenase activity; L-ascorbic acid binding. Gene Ontology annotation, biological process: peptidyl-proline hydroxylation to 4-hydroxy-L-proline. The transcript has a single exon. NCBI's taxonomy places the organism in Eukaryota, Viridiplantae, Chlorophyta, Mamiellophyceae, Mamiellales, Bathycoccaceae. The coding region runs from base 1 to 1977 and encodes 658 amino acids.